AUGCCGGCGGUGAGUCAAAAAAUGAAGUUUACCCACUCAAUAUUUUGCGGCAGAGGAGAUGAGCAAGAGAUAGAGCUUGAACACAUGUCCAGGGACGAGGGCAGCCAUUACAGCCUCGUCGGAGCCCCUCUUCCUUCUCUUGGCGCCAGUGCCGCUCGGACCUAUCGCCGACCCAAGCUCCGAUCCUGCAUCAUCUCUCCUUUCAACCCCCGUUACAGAUGCUGGCAGACAUUUCUGGUCCUUUUAGUUUUCUACACUGCAUGGGUUUGCCCCUUUGAAUUUGGAUUCCUUAAUGAAUCCAAGGGUCCUCUUGCCAUAACAGAUAAUGUUGUCAACGGCUUUUUUGCCAUUGACAUUGUUCUGACCUUCUUUGUUGCCUACCUCGACAAAAGUUCUUAUCUGUUUAUCGACAACCCGAAAAUGAUUGCACUGAGAUACGCCAAAACCUGGCUGUUCUUUGAUGUCAUCUCUACCAUCCCUUUUGAACUUGCUCGUAAAGUACUGCCCACACCUCUUCAGACAUAUGGCCUCUUCAACAUGCUGCGUCUUUGGCGUCUCCGUAGAGUCAGUGCUUUGUUUGCAAGAUUGGAAAAGGACAGGAAUUUUAAUUACAUCUGGGUCCGCUGUUCAAAGCUGAUAUGUGUUACAAUGUUCUCAGUGCAUUUUGCCGCCUGCUUUUUUUAUUUUCUUGCUGCAAAUCAUGACAUAAAAACCACAUGGUUUAGCCUAGUUGCUAAUGGCGACCAGAUGCACCUGUGGGGACACUAUGUAACAUCAGUUUACUGGGCCUUGGUUACUUUGUCGACCGUUGGUUAUGGUGAUCUCCAUCCUGUGAAUACAAAGGAGAUGACGUUUGACAUUUUCUAUAUAUUCUACAUUCUUGGACUCAACUCAUAUCUUAUAGGAAACAUGACCAAUAUGGUUGUCCAUCUCACAAGUCGAACGAGGACAUAUAGAGACACCGUUCAAGCUGCCACAGGUUUUGCACAACGGAACCAGUUACCCGUCCGCUUGCAAGAGCAGAUGCUUGCUCAUUUGUUUAUGAAGUACAGAACAGAUUUAGAAGGACUGCAGCAUCAAGAGGUUAUUGAUGCUCUUCCAAAAGCGAUUCGAUCCAGCAUAUCACACCACCUCUUCUAUUCACUUGUCGACAAAGUCUACCUGUUUCAUGGCGUGUCCAAUGACCUACUUUUUCAACUGGUCACAGAAAUGAAAGCUGAGUACUUUCCUCCAAAGGAGGAUGUCAUUUUACAGAAUGAAGCACCAACGGACUUCUAUAUACUCGUUACGGGUGCAGCUGAACUUAUCAUCCAAAAGAAUGGUAUAGAACAGGUUGUUGGUGAGGCAAAGGUAGGAGAUGUGGUUGGAGAGAUAGGCGUGCUAUGUUACAGGCCACAACUAAUUACAGUUCGAACCAAACGAUUGAGCCAGCUUUUACGUCUGAAUCGCACUGCGUUUAUAAAUCUUGCUCAUUCAAAUGUUGGAGAUGGGACAAUAAUCAUGAGUAAUUUUCUUCAGCAUUUGAAGGAAUCAAGUGAUCCAAUAAUGGAGGGAGUUUUGGCGGAAACAGAGGCGAUGCUUGCUCGGGGAAGAAUGGAUUUGCCUAUCAGUCCUUGCUUUGCUGCAAACAGAGACGAUGACCUAUUGCUGCAUCAGUUGCUGAAGAGAGGCUCAGAUCCAAAUGAAGUUGAUAAAAAUGGAAGGACAUCACUGCAUAUUGCCGCAUCUAGAGGCAACGAACAUUGUGUGGUUCUACUUCUUGAAUAUGGGGCUGAUCCUAACAGAAAAGAUUUGAAUGGAAAUAUCCCACUAUGGGAAGCAAUGUUGGGAGGGCAUGAAUCAGUCGUAAAACUUCUCAUAGACAAUGGCGGGGACCUAUCCUGUGCGGACGUAGGGCAGAUGGCAUGCUCUGCUGUGGAGCAAAACAACCUGGAAUUGCUCAAAGAAAUCAUAAGAUAUGGUGGCGAUGUGACGCAGCCCAGAAGCAACGGCACAACAGCACUUCACACGGCUGUAUGCGAUGGAAACACUGAGAUAGUAAAGUUGCUUCUGCAGCAAGGAGCAGAUAUUGAUAAGCCAGAUGUUCAUGGAUGGACCCCCAGGACUUUGGCAGAUCAUCAAGGGCAUGAAGAUAUCGUAGAGAUGUUCCACAACAUCCGAGAGGGCAAAAGACCACUUGUUAUUCCCACGACAAAGAAUGAUGCCAAAACCCUCAGGAAGUUCCCAAGUGAACCAGCGACGUGUGCCCGUCAAGAAGUGACUUGGUUGGAGAAUCAUCCAAGGCCAAGAGCCAACCAUUUUCACAAUUCUUUCUUUGGCAUCAUGUCCGCUGCUGCUAACCGUGAUCAAGCCCAUGCAUCAUCACAAGGCAAUAAUGAUGUUGCAGAGAACCUGAAUGGAUUCGCAGCCAGGAUAGUUCUGAGUUGUCCAGAGAAAGGGGAACACGGUGGGAAGCUCGUGUUUCUGCCCAAGUCCCUUGAAGAACUGAUAGACAUGGGUGUGAAAAAGUUCGACUUUUUGGCCAACAAGAUUUUGACCAGAGAAGGAGCUGAGAUUGAGGAUAUAAGGCUUAUUAGAGAUGGGGAUCAUCUCGUUCUUGCACGUGAUGGAGCUCUUGAGUCAAUGGCAAUACCCCAUGAAGAAGGCAGGUAGAGAUGUACAGAAACCGAAAUAGUUGGUAGAAUUAGAUACUGUUUAAAAAAAAUAAACAAAAUGUUUUUGGAAAAAAAGGAUUCAUCUACCUUUUCCAUAAUUAUAUUCUAUGAGUAAUAGCUGUAAGUAGGCUAAACUGGAUCCAAACAGAGUGUGAUUUGCUGGGCCAGUUUUUGAUCGGUCGC
This is a messenger RNA of Neltuma alba, 2837 nucleotides long. Its product is annotated as potassium channel AKT1. Gene Ontology annotation, biological process: potassium ion transport; transmembrane transport. The record is from RefSeq and is a predicted model, not a curated record. The transcript is spliced from 12 exons. Gene Ontology annotation, cellular component: membrane. Gene Ontology annotation, molecular function: protein binding; voltage-gated potassium channel activity. The coding region runs from base 1 to 2652 and encodes 883 amino acids. NCBI's taxonomy places the organism in Eukaryota, Viridiplantae, Streptophyta, Magnoliopsida, Fabales, Fabaceae.